AUCUUGAAAGAUAUCUAUGUAUGAAUGUAUGCACGAAUGUAUAAAGAUUUUAGAAGAUGGAAAGACAAGUCAGUAAGAAAAGAGAAAAGACAUUUUUUCCUGGCCACGAGAAAUUUGUUAGUAGUCAAGUGUGGCCAGGGGAGAGUUGUCCACGCUAGGUCUGGUCGUCAGCAGGUUUGGCCAGGAUAGGGUUGCCAGGGUAGGUUUGGUCGUCAUCAGGAUUGUCCAGGAUAGGUUUAGUCAUCAUCAGGUGUGGCCAGGGGAGAUCUGGCCUAAAAUCAGUCAUCAGGUGUGGCCAGGGGAGAUCUGGCCUACGUUUUGUCAUCAUCAGGUAUGGCCAGGGGAGAACUGGCCUACGUUCUGUCAUCAUCAGGUGUGGCCAGGGGAGAACUGGCCUAAAAUUAGUCAUCAGGUGUGGCCAGGGGAGAACUGGCCUACGUUUUGUCAUCAUGUGUGGCCAGGGGAGAUCUGGCCUAAAAUUAGUCAUCAGGUAUGGCCAGGGGAGAACUGGCCUACGUUUUGUCAUCAUCAGGUGUGGCCAGGGGAAAAUUGGCCUACGUUCUGUCAUCAUCAGGUGUGGCCAGGGGAGAACUGGCCUACGUUUUGUCAUCAUCAGAUAUGGCCAGGGGAGAACUGGCCUAAAAUUAAUCAUCAGGUGUGGCCAGGAGAGAACUGGCCUACGUUUUGUCAUCAUCAGAUAUGGCCAGGGGAGAACUGGCCUACGUUUUGUCAUCAUCAGGUAUGGCCAGGGAAGAACUGGCCUAAAAUUAAUCAUCAGGUGUGGCCAGGGGAGAACUGGCCUACGUUUUGUCAUCAUCAGGUGUGGCCAGGGGAGAACUGGCCUACGUUUUGUCAUCAACAGGUAUGGCCAGGGGAGAACUGGCCUACGUUUUGUCAUCAUCAGGUAUGGCCAGGGGAGAACUGGCCUAAAAUUAGUCAUCAGGUAUGGCCAGGGGAGAACUGGCCUACGUUUUGUCAUCAUCAGGUGUGGCCAGGGGAGAACUGGCCUACGUUUUGUCAUCAUCAGGUAUGGCCAGGGGAGAACUGGCCUAAAAUUAGUCAUCAGGUAUGGCCAGGGGAGAACUGGCCUACGUUUUGUCAUCAUCAGGUGUGGCCAGGGGAGAACUGGCCUAUGUUCUGUCAUCAUCAGGUAUGGCCAGGGGAGAACUGGCCUACGUUUUGUCAUCAUCAGGUGUGGCCAGGGGAGAACUGGCCUACGUUUUGUCAUCAUCAGGUGUGGCCAGGGGAGAACUGGCCUACGUUUUGUCAUCAUCAGGUGUGGCCAGGGGAGAACUGGCCUACGUUUUGUCAUCAUCAGGUGUGGCCAGGGGAGAACUGGCCUACGUUUUGUCAUCAUCAGGUAUGGCCAGGGGAGAACUGGCCUAAAAUUAGUCAUCAGGUAUGGCCAGGGGAGAACUGGCCUACGUUUUGUCAUCAUCAGGUGUGGCCAGGGGAGAACUGGCCUAUGUUCUGUCAUCAUCAGGUAUGGCCAGGGGAGAACUGGCCUACGUUUUGUCAUCAUCAGGUGUGGCCAGGGGAGAACUGGCCUACGUUUUGUCAUCAUCAGGUGUGGCCAGGGGAGAACUGGCCUACGUUUUGUCAUCAUCAGGUGUGGCCAGGGGAGAACUGGCCUACGUUUUGUCAUCAUCAGGUAUGGCCAGGGGAGAACUGGCCUAAAAUUAAUCAUCAGGUAUGGCCAGGGGAGAACUGGCCUACGUUUUGUCAUCAUCAAGUGUGGCCAGGGGAGAACUGGCCUACGUUCUGUCAUCAUCAGAUAUGGCCAGGGGAGAACUGGCCUACGUUUUGUCAUCAUCAGGUGUGGCCAGGGGAGAACUGGCCUAAAAUUAAUCAUCAGGUAUGGCCAGGGGAGAACUGGCCUACGUUUUGUCAUCAUCAGGUAUGGCCAGGGGAGAACUGGCCUAAAAUUAGUCAUCAUCAGGUGUGGCCAGGGGUGAUUUGGCCUAAAAUCAGUCAUCAUCAGGUGUGGCCAGGGGAGAACUGGCCUAAAAUUAGUCAUCAUCAGGUGUGGCCAGGGGAGAACUGGCCUACGUUUUGUCAUCAUCAGGUGUGGCCAGGGGAGAACUGGCCUAAAAUUAGUCAUCAUCAGGUGUUGCCAGGGGAGAACUGGCCUACGUUUUGUCAUCAUCAGGUGUGGCCAGGGGAGAACUGGCCUAAAAUUAGUCAUCAUCAGGUGUGGCCAGGGGUGAUUUGGCCUACGUUUUGUCAUCAUCAGGUGUGGCCAGGGGAGAUCUGGCCUAAAAUUAGUCAUCACCAGGUGUGGCCAGGGGUGAUCUGGCCAGGACGGGUGAGGUGAUGGGGCAGCAGUCUCAGUCAGCGGGGCCUGGUUCCCUC
This is a messenger RNA of Scylla paramamosain (green mud crab), 2352 nucleotides long. Its product is annotated as zinc finger protein 432-like. Bases 450 to 1955 code for a protein of 501 amino acids. NCBI's taxonomy places the organism in Eukaryota, Metazoa, Arthropoda, Malacostraca, Decapoda, Portunidae. The transcript has 2 exons. The record is from RefSeq and is a predicted model, not a curated record.